Molecule: messenger RNA, 1742 nt
Organism: Lucilia sericata (common green bottle fly)
Lineage: Eukaryota; Metazoa; Arthropoda; Insecta; Diptera; Calliphoridae
Product: fumarate hydratase, mitochondrial-like
Exons: 4
Coding region: 231-1634 (467 amino acids)
Biological process (GO): fumarate metabolic process; malate metabolic process; tricarboxylic acid cycle
Cellular component (GO): mitochondrion; tricarboxylic acid cycle heteromeric enzyme complex
Molecular function (GO): fumarate hydratase activity
Source: RefSeq, a predicted model, not a curated record
AUAACAACAAAUUCUAAACGUUAAUCCUCAGAGUACAUUAAAAACAAAAACAAUUACAAACAUACUCAUUUAGAACUUGAUAUGGACUAUAAACCUGAAUAAAAAUAAUAAUGUUAUCUCUUGAGUUUAUAUGGUAAAUUAUACUCGUUUGCGCGCCGACAAAAGUCACUCGCUUAAUAAAAUAAAUUAUUAACACAUUUGAUCAGUUUUAUACAAAACAACCUCAAGAAAUGGCUUGUGCUGACUAUCGCAUUGAAACUGAUACCUUUGGUGAACUGAAGGUACCAGCCGAUAAAUACUAUGGCGCUCAAACUAUGCGUUCCCAAAUCAAUUUCCCCAUUGGUGGUCCCACCGAACGUAUGCCAAAACCUGUUGUCCAAGCCAUGGGUAUUUUGAAGAAGGCUGCUGCUGAAGUUAACAAAGAAUUCGGUUUGGAUCCUAAAAUUAGUGAAGCCAUCUCAAAGGCUGCUGAUGAUGUAAUCUCAGGAAAGCUUUAUGAUGAUCACUUCCCUUUGGUUAUUUGGCAAACCGGCUCCGGCACUCAAAGUAACAUGAAUGUUAAUGAGGUUAUCAGCAACCGUGCCAUUGAAUUGCUGGGUGGUAAAUUGGGCUCCAAAGACCCUGUUCACCCCAACGAUCAUGUUAACAAAUCGCAAAGUUCCAACGAUACUUUCCCCACUGCCAUUCAUAUUUCUGUUGCUUUGGAAUUGAACAAUAAUCUUAAGCCUGCCAUUAAGAUUUUGCGCGAUGCCUUGAAAGCUAAAUCCGAUGAAUUCCAAAAUAUCAUUAAGAUUGGCCGUACCCACACCAUGGAUGCGGUACCUUUGACUUUGGGCCAGGAGUUCAGUGGUUAUACUCAACAAAUGAAUUAUGCUUUGGAUCGUAUUGAUGCCUGUUUGCCACGUGUUUAUGAAUUGGCUUUGGGUGGUACUGCUGUCGGUACUGGCCUCAACACACGCAUUGGUUUUGCCGAAAAAUGCGCCGCUAAAAUUGCCCAACUUACUGGUUUGCCAUUUGUAACCGCCCCCAAUAAGUUUGAAGCUUUGGCUGGUCGUGAUGCCAUGGUUGAGGUACAUGGUGUUUUGAAUACAAUUGCUGUCAGCUUAAUGAAGAUUGCCAAUGAUAUUCGUUUCUUGGGUUCUGGUCCCAGAUGCGGUUUGGGUGAGCUAAUGUUGCCAGAAAAUGAACCUGGUAGCUCUAUUAUGCCUGGCAAAGUAAAUCCCACUCAGUGUGAAUCCAUGACCAUGGUAGCUGCCCAAGUUAUGGGUAAUCAAGUUGCUGUUACCGUAGGUGGCUCAAAUGGUCAUUUCGAAUUGAAUGUUUUCAAGCCUUUGGUUGUCUCCAAUGUUUUGCGUUCCAUUCGUUUGUUGUCUGAUGGCAGCCGCACCUUCACUGCCAAUUGCGUACAGGGCAUCCAAGCCAAUACCGAACGUAUUAACAAAAUCAUGAACGAAUCCCUUAUGUUGGUUACCGCCUUGAAUCCUCAUAUCGGCUAUGAUAAGGCCGCUAAAAUCGCCAAGACUGCUCACAAGAAUGGCACCACCUUGAAGGAGGAAGCCAUUAAAUUGGGUUAUCUUACUGAGGAACAAUUCAAUCAAUGGGUCAGACCACAAGACAUGUUGGGACCCAAGUAAAUUAAGUUUUAAAAAGUGUUGUACAUUUUAUUUAUUUCUAUCCAUGUUUAUGUUGGAAACAUAAAGAUUUUUGCAAAAAAAAAAAUAUAACAAUUCGAUAAAAAAUUA